Coffea eugenioides is the source of this 1317-nucleotide messenger RNA. RefSeq lists its product as uncharacterized. The transcript has 2 exons. The coding region runs from base 1 to 1317 and encodes 438 amino acids. The record is from RefSeq and is a predicted model, not a curated record. NCBI's taxonomy places the organism in Eukaryota, Viridiplantae, Streptophyta, Magnoliopsida, Gentianales, Rubiaceae. Gene Ontology annotation, molecular function: nucleic acid binding.
AUGGAAGAAGAAAUUUCUGCAAAGUUUUCGGCAGAACGGGCUGAUUUUCGACACACCUUGCGGCAUGAUUAUCUCCUUUCUGCUUGCUCAAUUCGAUUGGAUUUUGGUUUCUGCACACUCUCCAACAUCAGAGAAGCAAUUCUUGUUCAGGAAUCUCUGAGAGAAAACAUCGGAAAGGCCUUCGAAUUUACCCCCGAAAACCACAGCUCUGGUUGGCUGAAACUCCUGCAAAUGUUUCCUAAGACGGCAGGACGCAAGAGGGUAGAGAUAGACUUCAACACUAUCAUGGAAAUACCUCUACGGUGUCAAACAAAUAUUCGUUCUCUACCAACCAAAAUGAAAGUUUCCAAGUCCACUCUUCAUCGACGAAUAAAAGAAGGUGUUAUCAAACCACAUUCAAAUGCAUUAAAGCCUCACCUUACUGAUGACAAUAAAUUGGUAAGACUCAAAUUUUGUUUGUCAAUGCUUCAACAAGAGAGUCUUAAUGAUGCACCUAUUUUCAAAAACAUGUUCAAUAUGGUUCAUAUCGAUGAAAAAUGGUUUUAUAUGACUAAAGGGUCUGAGAAAUACUAUCUGCAUCCUGAAGAAGAACACCCUAUGAGGACUUGUAGAAGUAAAAAGUUCAUUGUUAAGGUUAUGUUUCUAGCUGCAGUUGCUCGACCUCGCUUUGAUUGUUCUAGAAACAAACACUUUGAUGGAAAAAUUGGAAUAUUUCCUUUUGCCUUCAAAGAACCAGCUAAAAGGAAUAGCAAAAAUCGUGUUGCUGGUACUCUAGAAACAAAGCCUAUCCUAUCAGUGACCAAGGAAGUGUAUAGAAGGUGCUUAAUUGACAAUGUUUUGCCUACAAUUCGUGCUAAACGGCCACAAAGUGAUGUUAUCAGCCCUAUCUUCAUCCAACAAGAUAAUGCAAAACCACGUAUUGAUCCAAUGGAUGUUGAGUUGAUAGAAGCUGCCACAAGAGAAGGUUUUGAUAUUCGUUUAUCAUUUCAACCGCCUAAUAGCCCUGCUAUGAAUGUUCUUGAUCUUGGGUAUUUUAGAGCCAUUCAAUCACUUCAGCAUCAAGAAGCACUUAACUCUAUUGAUGAACUAAUUUUUGCUGUUGAAAAGUCCUUCGAUGAAUUAUCAUCUGAAAGUCUCAACAAUGUGUUAUUAACCUUACAACUAUGUAUGCUUGAAGUGAUGAAGAAUUUCGGAGGGAAUAAUUACAAAGUUCCACAUAUUAGGAAGCAACGGUUGAUAAAAGAUGGAAAUUUUCCUUUGCAAAUUGGAUGUGAUAAGGAGCUUAUUGACAAAAUCAUCUAUUAUCUACAAGCAUGA